CGUCGUUCUGAAUAUUCCACUUCUUCAGAUAGUUUUUCUUUAGAAUUGCUCACAAGACAGUUCGUUGUUUUAAGAAAAAUGGAGUGGAUAAGCUUUUUAAGUGUAUUUUUGGGGAUUAUUAGUCUCUCUAGCUGUAGCCUAAGUGGUCCCUAUCUUAUGUGGGGUCAUGAGAAGCUGAACGACUUAAAAUUACCAGCUCUAGUUGAGGCAGAUGAACAAAGCCUUUCGACACUUUUCACCGAAGCCAAAGCUGUCGUGGUUUUCAUUCGAAACAAUACAAAUCGCUUGGACGGCGAAAACUAUCCAAAGUUUCGACAAUUAGUAAACGAAAAUGCUUGGACUUAUUUGCCCCAACAUACUCUGGCUGUGGAACCCUUUAACUACAAUACAAAUGUUGAGGUGAUAAAUCUUGUGGGACAAACUUCUCAGCAAGAUACAGAAAUUGUAGCCCUUUUCAAGGACUCAGUGACUAUCUAUGGCGAGGGUGAGGUUUUGGGAAUAUUGGCCUAUCGUGAGGAAGAAGUUCACUAUAUGUACAAGCGAGAAGCCAAUGAGGAGACUACAACUCAAAUAGCCCCAACUGAAGAACCAACUGAGACCAAUUUUAUUUAUCAAGCACCAGGAAAAGCCAUUUUGUAUACAACAACUGCUCCCUUAUUAAACAUGGACAUCAAUGGUCAAAUUCAUUCACUUGCUUUGAUGGAACAUGACAAGGAAAUCACUUUUGACGACCGAAAUGAUUGGAGCCGAUUAAACAUUGGAUUCAAAGUGAACAAUACUCGACUCCGAUUACGUUUCAAUUUCACUCUUUCCUCUUACCAUUAUUGGUCUCUAACUGCUGUUGAAGUUGAAUACAAGGAUAUUCGUAAUAGUUUGCCAUUGAUUGGAGAUGAACCCGUGGCACCACUAGAAUUCUCAUACCGGUGUUCCUCGAAACCUCUAAUUUUCCGAAGUGAACAAGACAAUUUAACAAUAUCCGAUUAUCAAAUUCAACCUUGGUUAAACGGUCGUGAUAAGUUUAGUGAUGCAUAUCAUUGCGUUGGAUUUGUAACAGUACCUAUUUUAUCAGGAUUAUUUGUGAGUGCCAUAUUAAUUGGUCUACUAUUUCUUGGGAUUCUGGCUAUAAUGGAUAUUAAAACACCAAAUAAGUUUGAAACAUCACGUAGUAAGCAAUUGACAUUUACAGUUCAAGAAUAAAAUUUAAAAGAAAAUCUUAAUAAACAAAUAAAACUAAAAUCAAAUACCUAUAAAGUUGUAGUUAUGUAUACUUGUAAUAUUAUAAUGUCAUCCAAAAUAAUUACCUAUAACAUUUAAAUUAAACAAUUCUUAGGUUGUCUUUUGUUAAGUUAUAUGUAUUUAAAUGUUUCCUUUGCUUAUACUGAUAAAGAAAAGUUUAUAACAUUACUUAGCCGUAUAAAGAUUGAAUGUUCAUUACAAUAUCUAGGUAAUAUUUAUGUAUAUCUCAAAUUUAUCCCAUAAGUCAAUGUAAAUUCCCAAAACCAUCUAUCAUAUUGAAAAAAGAAAUAUUGUUGAAAAAACAAACGUUACAAAAGAUUGAUGUUAGUUACACAUUUUUGAUUUAAAUAAAUUUAUUUGAACAAUUUA
This is a messenger RNA of Eupeodes corollae, 1605 nucleotides long. RefSeq lists its product as uncharacterized. Gene Ontology annotation, cellular component: proton-transporting V-type ATPase complex. NCBI's taxonomy places the organism in Eukaryota, Metazoa, Arthropoda, Insecta, Diptera, Syrphidae. The coding region runs from base 79 to 1197 and encodes 372 amino acids. The record is from RefSeq and is a predicted model, not a curated record. The transcript has 5 exons.